Molecule: messenger RNA, 888 nt
Organism: Fonsecaea multimorphosa CBS 102226
Lineage: Eukaryota; Fungi; Ascomycota; Eurotiomycetes; Chaetothyriales; Herpotrichiellaceae
Exons: 3
Coding region: 1-888 (295 amino acids)
Cellular component (GO): cytoplasm
Molecular function (GO): oxidoreductase activity, acting on the CH-OH group of donors, NAD or NADP as acceptor
Source: RefSeq, a predicted model, not a curated record
AUGGACUUUCCAGUUGCUGGCAAGAACGCCAUUGUCACAGGUGGCGCAUCAGGGAUAAAUCUCGCUUUUGUUAAACUACUUGUGAGCAAGGGCGCCAACGUCAUCGUGGGCGACCUCCAAGAGUCUGCUGCGCUGAAGGAACUUGAGAAACAGCCGCGGUCAACCAAGCUGUUGUUCCAAAAGACGGACGUGUCGAAAUGGAGUGAGCUGGAAGCCCUCUUCAAGCGUGCACAGACAGAGUUAGGCCCUCUAGACAUCGUAUGCAACGGCGCCGGCGUAUUCGAACCUACAUGGUCCAACUUCUGGAACGACACAGAAACAGAGAGCUACAAGUCUCUGGACAUCAAUCUCACGGCCCUCAUCAAAGGUACACGCUUAGCGAUCCGAGACCAAAUAACACGAUCCAAGGGUCGCAAAGCCGGCGGCACGGUCGGCGUGAUCCUCAAUAUCUCCUCCCUAGCCGCACAACGCAUGCUAUUCAAUCAACCGAUUUACAGCGCCGCAAAGGCCGGGGUGUCGGCAAUCGUGAGGUCUUUAGCCCCUCUACACGAGGAAUUUGGCAUCAAAGUGGUCGCCGUCGCGCCGGGAAUGGUGUACACGCCGCUCUGGUCGGACCAUCCUGAAAAGCUCAAGGCCGUCGAUGAAAAGGACAUCUGGAUCACGCCCGAGGAGCAAGCAGCGGCAAUGCUCGACGUGGUUGAGAAGGGCGAAUACGAGGGCGGCACCGUGUUGGAAACGCUCAAGAACUUUACUCGCAAGGUGUACAUUGACAGCCCGAUGCCUGAAGGUCCUGGCUCGACGCUUUCCAACCUAGAUGCUAUCACAAAGGACACUAUUGCCCUGUUAGAGGAAGAGAGGAAGGGUGGGAAAGUGAAGAACGGUGUGUAA